Cynoglossus semilaevis (tongue sole) is the source of this 2102-nucleotide messenger RNA. It is a transcript of the gene uts2r4, whose product is annotated as urotensin-2 receptor 4. Gene Ontology annotation, biological process: blood vessel diameter maintenance; regulation of blood pressure; neuropeptide signaling pathway. NCBI's taxonomy places the organism in Eukaryota, Metazoa, Chordata, Actinopteri, Pleuronectiformes, Cynoglossidae. Gene Ontology annotation, cellular component: plasma membrane. Bases 649 to 1722 code for a protein of 357 amino acids. The record is from RefSeq and is a predicted model, not a curated record. The transcript has a single exon. Gene Ontology annotation, molecular function: urotensin II receptor activity.
UGGGCAGACAACAGGUCUCAACACUCAGCUGCCGUCUUUUAACAAAAACCCAAAGAUGGACGAGGUUUGGAGAUUCAAGGAGUGAAAUGUUCUGAAGGAAAAAAUCAUCCAAACAUCUCAGAGAGGAGCAGCAGUGGAGCGUCCUGGAGGAGUCUUCCAGGUCUGAGGAUGUGGAGUUACCAAGUGGAAGGAUGAAGAGUUGGAUUUGAGUACAGGAUGUUGAUCGUCGAGGCCCGUGGAGACGGCUCAGUGAAGAAGACUAGUUUUCUCGGAGAUCACAUCAAGAUGUUUGGAGCAGAAUUUUCAGAAGAACCCUGACUCCCACAUGAUCCUCGUCACAUGGACCUGAGCUACAAACCCGACGGAGGAGACGCUGCUCUCAGUCCACGGUCUUCUUCUGGAUUUAUUUGAACUAAAACCAUUCUUGGAUUAUCAGCCUGGGUUGAUGGACCGGAGCUUCAACGUUCAGAAAGGUGGUUGUUAGAAACUACUUCACCUACUUUAGGCAUUUUUUAUUCUUCUGAAUUUGGUGGUUUUGAACCAUCUUGGAGUUUAGAAAGUUCCAGACUCUCCUGUUUCUACUGGAUUAAACUCCAAGUCAAAAAGAUGUAUGGAUAAAUUCACUCUCCAGACCUCGACCUCAGGACAAUGAACUGCUCCGGCAACGUCACCGUCGCUCCACAGCUGGAGUCUGUCCUGAGCUUGGAGACAGGACCGGGUGGUGACCAGGAGAGUGGAGAUGUCGCUGCUAACAGCGGGAGACUGUGGGUGACGUCUGUGCUCGGAGCCACUCUGGUCAUGAUGUGCGUCGUCGGUUUUGUGGGAAACACGUACACGCUGGUGGUCACCCGCUCUGCAGCUUUACGUCGAACGGGCUCCAUGUACGUCUACAUCGUCAACUUGGCCCUGGCCGACCUGCUCUACCUCACCACCAUCCCCUUCGUGGUCUGCACCUACUUCGCCCAGGACUGGCUGUUUGGAGAGGCGGGCUGUCGCGUCCUCCUGAGUCUGGACCUCCUCACCAUGCACGCCAGCGUCUUUGUUCUGGUCGCCAUGAGUCUGGAACGCUAUCGUGCCGUAGCGAGGCCGUUCAGCGCGCACAGGUCCUCGUCCAGCAAGCAGAGAUGGGUGGCGGGGGUCAUCUGGGGGUCAGCUCUGGGGCUGACGCUUCCCAUGAUGGUGAUGAUCCGGAUAAUCCAGAGCAAACCCGGUACGGCAGGACUGGUCAAGAGGAUCUGCUUUCCUACCUGGACCCCGGAGGCGUUCAAGGCCUACAUCACCGUUCUGUUCUGUACCAGUGUUUUAGUGCCAGGGUUGGUCAUCGUCGGGCUGUACGUCGGGCUAGCUAAGCAUUACUGGACGGCACAGGCCAAACUGGGGAGAAGUGGCGGCAGUUCCAGAAGGAAAGGACUGAAGCAGCGAGUCAUAUCCAUGAUCUUCAGCAUCGUGGUGGUGUACUGGGCCUGUUUCCUGCCCUUCUGGGGGUGGCAGCUAGCUAAACUCUUUUCUCCUGAGUCUCUAAAAGCUCUGUCGCCGGCCGCUCACAACUACGUCAACUUCUUUGUCACGUGUCUGACGUACGGAAACAGCUGCAUUAACCCAUUUCUUUACACUCUCCUCACACGGAACUACAAAGAUUACCUGGCCCAGAAGAGUCAGUCCGCCGGGUCGAGCAGAGGAGAGCCGUGUUCUGCCGUGACUCUGCCUCUGCAGGACGUUUAGAGGAAUGACAAGUGGUGUGGAGACAGAGGUCUCACUCCUCCAGACUGAGUGAAGAUGGUUUUAUUCCUGUUGAUAAUUCCAGAAACAUCUUAUUGUAACAUGAAGCUCUGUGUGAACUGACGCGUCGACUUUAAAGUAAAUGUAGAGAAACAGAAGUUUAUUGUUCACAUCAUUAAACUGAUUAAGGCAUGAUUGUCUUUUUGGUAUUUGAAGAAAAAAGGGGGAAAAAAAUCAGUGGAGAAUUUUCUAAUUCUGCUCGACACACGUUUACAUUGUUAUGAUCACACCUAACAAAUGGAGUUCUUUCCUUGUAACUACUUGACUAUUAGCUCUCGUGAACUCCGUCGUCAUCUAUGCGGUGAAUGUCAUUCUGUCGUGCU